AUGGCUGAUGAUUAUGGGUAUCCUUCUGAUUUGGACUCUGACGAUGGAAGUAUCCUCUGGGACCAGGAAUCUAGGUCGGAUGACGCCGAUUCUCUGGUCACAAGUCUAGAUUCUUUGAGUCUGGAUGGCGGGAGCCCGCCUUCUGUGGGGAUAUGCAUUGUAUGCUUGGCCCGCCCAAUAUACUCCAAGAAUGGGCGCACGUAUUCGACAUGUGGCAUGCGUUGUGCUGCUAUUUUGCAAAGUGCGACCCAAGGCGCUGUUGCAUCCUCUGGAACUGCGGGUCGUGGUUUCCAUACCCAUGGGCCAGAUGGAGCUCGAGCUCGAAUUCAAAAGAUUCCAAGGCCUCCUUGUGUGAUAUGCAAGAAGAACCCGUCUUAUCGUGGUGCAGUGACUUGUGGACUGACAUGUUUAGAGAAGCUAGCCAAAGAUGGAGGAGAUCCGACCAUGUGCAAUUACUGCCAUCGCAAACCAAAGCACGGGAGCUACCCCCAAUGCGGGACUACUUGUGCUGAAAAGGCUAAACUGGCUUGUCUGUUCUGUCGAUGUCGGCCCCGCUUAGGCCGUUAUCAUCUUUGUGGGAGAACGUGCAAGAGGUUGGCGGUGAAGCAGACUCCUUUGUUGCUCGAGGCACCGAAGGGACACGCGACAUACGAGAUGGUGGAGCAGAGGUUUAUCAAGGCAUGGAUCACCAACUCGAGUGGCCCUCGUCCAGCGAUAAGCAAAGUCUUCAAGAUCAUAGAGAACGAAGACUUUCUGAAACCUUAUGAUGCCUACCGACGACGAGUGAAAAACGAACAAUUCCGCUACCACGGUACACGACGAGUCUGCAACUUGGGCAAAAAUGAUGGGACGAACCAGACGACUGUCUGUGCCAACGCGACUUGUGCGGUCUGUUGCAUCUUGAAGACCUCUUUCAAAGUUAGUUUGGCGAAUGCGGGCGGAGCCUUCGGACCCGGCGUUUAUUCCUCCACUGCCUCGAACAAAGCGUAUAGCUACUGCGGUCAAGCAGGGGCCAUGCUACUCACCAAAGUUGUACUUGGGAAUAUCCACUACGUUAACGGGUUCGCACAAGUCAGGGCUUGUCCUCCUGGUCACGACUCUGUCGUCUUCGAUCGAAUGGGUGGAGGAUUGAACGAAACUAUCGUCUACUCGGACGAUGCCAUUCGUCCUGUGUUUUUGAUCACCUUCUCUUGA
Coprinopsis cinerea okayama7#130 is the source of this 1194-nucleotide messenger RNA. RefSeq lists its product as hypothetical. Lineage: Eukaryota; Fungi; Basidiomycota; Agaricomycetes; Agaricales; Psathyrellaceae. The transcript is spliced from 9 exons. The record is from RefSeq and is a predicted model, not a curated record. The coding region runs from base 1 to 1194 and encodes 397 amino acids.